Molecule: messenger RNA, 3808 nt
Organism: Condylura cristata (star-nosed mole)
Lineage: Eukaryota; Metazoa; Chordata; Mammalia; Eulipotyphla; Talpidae
Gene: MAP3K15
Product: mitogen-activated protein kinase kinase kinase 15
Exons: 30
Coding region: 1-3789 (1262 amino acids)
Biological process (GO): protein phosphorylation; cellular response to stress; MAPK cascade
Molecular function (GO): MAP kinase kinase kinase activity; ATP binding
Source: RefSeq, a predicted model, not a curated record
AUGCCGCACUUCGCGGCGCCGCGCGUCUCCGGGCGCCGCCAGGGGGAACCAGCAGGGGGCGCCCUGUCCGCUCCUGCCCCGCCGACUGGCCCCGACUCCCUCCGCUACGCGGGCGCGCAGCAGUGCCUGCUGCGGGCGUGUGAGGCUGAGGGUGCGCACCUCAGCUCGGUGCCCUUCGGGGAGCUCGACUUCGGGGAGACUGCCGUGCUCGACGCCUUCUACGACGCAGAUGUUGCUGUGGUGGACAUGAGUGAUGUCUCCAGACAGCCUUCACUCUUCUACCAUCUGGGAGUUCGUGAGAGCUUUGAUAUGGCCAAUAAUGUGAUCCUCUACCACGACACGGAUGCUGACACUGCUCUUUCGCUGAAGGAUAUGGUAAUUCAAAAAAACACGGCAUCGAGUGGGAAUUACUAUUUCAUCCCAUACAUUGUGACGCCUUCUGCUGAUUAUCUUUGCUGUGAGAGUGAUGCCCAGAGACGUGCCUCCGAGUACAUGCAGCCCACAUGGGAUACCAUCCUGGGCCCGCUGUGUGUGCCCCUGGUGGACAGGUUUACUAGCCUCCUCAAGGACAUCCACGUGACCUCAUGUGCUUAUUACAAAGAAACCUUGUUAAAUGAUAUCCGGAGAGCCAGGGAGAAAUACCAGGGUGAUGAACUAGCAAAGGAACUGGCUCGGAUCAAACUCCGCAUGGAUAAUACGGAGGUUCUGACCUCAGACAUCAUCAUCAACUUACUGCUGUCCUACCGUGAUAUCCAGGACUAUGAUGCAAUGGUGAAGCUGGUGGAAACACUGGAAACGCUGCCUACCUGUGAUUUGGCUGACCAGCAUAAUAUUAAAUUCCACUACGCAUUUGCACUAAAUAGGAGAAACGGCGCAGGGGACCGCGCCAAAGCACUGCAGGUCAUGCUCCAGGUGCUGCAGAGCUGCGACCGGCCGGCCCCCGACAUGUUCUGCCUUUGCGGGAGGAUCUACAAGGACAUCUUCUUGGACUCAGACUGCAGAGAUGAUGCCAGCCACAACAGUGCCAUCGAGUGGUACCGCAAAGGGUUUGAACUCCAGCCAUCUCUUUAUUCAGGAAUUAACCUUGCCGUUUUGCUGAUAGUUGCUGGACAACAAUUUGAAACUUCCAUGGAACUAAGGAAAAUAGGUGUCCGGCUAAACAGCUUGUUGGGAAGAAAAGGGAGCUUGGAGAAAAUGAACAAUUAUUGGGAUGUGGGUCAGUUUUUCAACGUCAGCAUGUUGGCCAGCAAUGUGGGGAAGGCUGUCCAGGCAGCAGAGAGGUUGUUCAAGCUGAAGCCUCCAAUCUGGUACCUGCGAUCGUUAGUUCAGAACCUGUUAUUAAUUCAACGCUUCAAGAAACCCAUUACUGAACAUUCUCCCAAACAGGAACGGCUUACUUUCUGGCUAGACAUCAUUUUUGAAGCCACAAAUAAAGUUACAAAUGGACUCCGAUUUCCAGUCCUGGUCAUAGAACCAACCAAAGUCUACCAGCCUUCAUAUGUCUCUAUCAACAGUGAGGCUGAGGAGAGGAUGGUUUCUCUGUGGCACGUCUCACCCACAGAAAUGAAACAGAUCCACGAGUGGAAUUUCACCGCUUCUUCCAUUAGAGGAGUAAGCGUAUCCAAGUUUGAUGAGCGCUGUUGCUUUCUUUAUGUCCAUGAUAAUUCUGAUGACUUUCAGAUAUACUUUUCCACUGAGGACCAGUGUAAUAGGUUUUGCUCUUUGGUCAAAGAGAUGAUAAUGGUGGGGAGUACGGUGGAACUGGAGGGAGAAGUGGAUGGCGACACCUUAGAGUAUGAGUACGACCACGACGCACAGGGUGACCGAGUGGUGCUGGGGAGAGGCACGUAUGGGGUCGUUUACGCCGGCAGAGACCUGAGCAACCAAGUGCGCAUCGCCAUCAAGGAGAUCCCGGAGCGAGACAGCAGGUAUUCUCAGCCGCUACAUGAGGAGAUCGCCUUGCACAAGUACCUCAAGCAUCGCAAUAUUGUUCAGUACCUGGGCUCUGUGUCAGAGCACGGCUACAUCAAGAUAUUCAUGGAGCAGGUGCCUGGAGGAAGCCUGUCUGCUCUUUUGCAAUCCAAAUGGGGGCCGAUGAAGGAGCCCACUAUCAAGUUUUACACCAAGCAGAUCCUGGAAGGCCUUAAGUAUCUCCACGAAAACCAGAUCGUGCACAGAGACAUAAAGGGUGAUAAUGUUCUGGUAAAUACCUAUAGUGGAGUGGUGAAAAUCUCCGAUUUUGGAACUUCUAAACGUCUCGCAGGAGUGAAUCCGUGUACAGAAACUUUUACUGGCACCUUGCAGUACAUGGCACCUGAGAUUAUCGAUCAAGGACCUCGAGGAUAUGGAGCCCCAGCUGAUAUCUGGUCCCUGGGCUGCACCAUCAUCGAGAUGGCCACCAGCAAGCCUCCAUUCUAUGAGCUUGGUGAACCGCAGGCAGCAAUGUUCAAAGUGGGGAUGUUUAAGAUUCACCCUGAGAUUCCCGAAGCCCUUUCAGCUGAAGCCAGGGCCUUCAUUUUAUCCUGUUUUCAGCCUGACCCCUACAAACGUGUUACUGCUGCUGACCUGCUCAAAGAGAGUUUCUUAAGGCAGGUGAACAAGGGCAAGAAGAACAGAAUUGCUUUCAAGCCAUCAGAAGGUGCCCGAGGUGCCACCCUGGCCUUGCCCACAUCGCGGGAGCCCAUGGGCAGCAGCAGCAGCGACCACGGCUCUGUCUCCCCUGACUCAGAUGCCCAGCCCGAUGCAUUUUUUGAGAGAACCCGAUCACCCAAGCACCGGCGCAGUGUUCCAGAUGAGAGCUUGGCCUUGGAGGACAGGGACCCAGGCCUCUUCCUGCUGCGCAAGGACAGUGAGCGCAGGGCCAUCCUGUACAGAAUCCUCUGGGAGGAGCAGAACCAGGUGGCCUCCAAUCUGCAGGACUGCGUGGCCCAGAGUUCUGAAGAGUUGCAGCUCUCAGUUGGCCACAUCAAGCAAAUAAUUGGACUACUGAGGGACUUCAUCCGCUCCCCGGAGCACAGAGUGAUGGCAUCUACAAUAUCAAAGCUGAAAGUGGACCUGGACUUCGACAGCUCAUCCAUCAAUCAGAUUCACCUGGUACUCUUUGGCUUUCAGGAUGCUGUAAAUAAAAUUUUGAGGAACCACUUAAUUAGGCCCCACUGGAUGUUUGCAAUGGACAACAUCAUCCGCCGAGCAGUGCAGGCCGCAGUCACCAUUCUCACCCCAGAACUGCGAGCCCACUUCGAGCCUGCUUUUGAGACUGAGGGGGUAGAUAAGGCCCCAGAAGAGGUGGAAGAUUAUCCCCCAGCAGACCUGCUUGGAAGAGAAGCCCAGGACGCCUCGGAGGUUUUCCAGGAGGCCCAGCAACGCCUAAGCCUUCAACUGGAUAAACUCAGGCAAGAGACCAACAGACUCUUGGAACACCUACUUCUAAAAGAGAAAGAGUACCAGCAUCUUCUACGGCAAACCCUAGAACAGAAAACUCAAGAACUAUAUUAUCUUCAGUUACAAUUCAAGUGUGAUGACACUACGCAGAAUGCAGCAGCUCCCCCUGGGCCUCGCGGGCAGAAAACUGACAAAGAGCUUGUGGAUUGGCUGCAGCUACAAGGAGCAGAUGCAAAUACAAUUGAAAAGAUUGUUGGAGAGGGCUAUACACUUUCUGAUAUUCUUAAUGAUAUCACUAAAGAAGAUCUAAGAUACCUUAAUCUACGUGGUGGCCACCUCUGCAGACUCUGGACUGCCGUCUCCCAGCACAGAAGACGAGCUCAGGGGUCUCCAGGCGCCCAGGAUUAGGCUAAUGGGGCAACUAAGC